CUCCGCCCUAGCUGAUUGUUCCUCGGCUUAUCCCGGUAGGGUCAAGGAGCGCGCCCCUUUACGUUAGCAGCAUCCAAUGAGCGUUGUCAGAGCGAGUCGUUGACCGUGGCGAUGUAUGUGUUGUGUGGUAGCAGCUACGAGCAGGGCUAGACAGGCAGUAUGGCGGAGGAGGGCAGAGUGUACGAGUUAGAGGGGCUGGAAGAACAACUACACACUUUGUUAAGCCGCUACUCCGGCGAUGAACUGGGGGCCGACGGCGGACCCUUCUGCUCGGACUUUUGCAAGUUGGUGGAGGAGUUUGCCUCUCGCUGGCAGGUGCCGUUGCCUCAGCUCAGGAUCCUUGAGAUAGCUCUCUGCUAUUUUGCUCGAGCCUCAAUCUUCUGCACGUCAAACUGUGAUCAUGUGCUCCACACUCUCAGUAGUCUGGCUUUGAGUGUUUUUGAGUUGCUGCUGUUCUUUGACCAGAAGGACUUCCAUCAGGAGCCUCUGAAACACUUCGCUGUUACAUUCCAGGAAUGUUAUGUGGCCCUCGCAAAGCAUGAGAAUGUUCACUUACUUCAGGUGGAGCGGUUGGUUCGGGGCGGCGGCCCUUGGGCCAAUCCAGCCUUACAGGCAAUCCUCAGUGAGUUCAGUUUACCUCAGAAUGAAGUGGAUGGGUGCAUCGGCUCUGAGCUGCCGGUGUUCUUUGAGCUUCGAGUGCGCUACCUUUUAUCCUGCAAGCGCACCAGUGAGGCCGUGGCCUUGGCUCAGUGUUGUGCUCGGCAUCCCACAGCAGGACAACACUCGUUCUUCCUCCAGGUCUACCUCACAUGGCUUUACAAAACGUCACAGCACGACCGCCUAGUUAAAGAGGUGGCUGACCUCAGUGGAAAAGAUGCCGUGCACCUCAUCUGUAGCUUGGAGUGUGAAGAAAAGGAUGAGCUGCUUUUAGGCCUCAGCACAGCAUUCCUGUUGCAGCAGCUCCGCAGGGGAGAUAUGUACUAUUUGUGCGAACUCGUCUUUGUGUGGACAAAACUUCACAGCCGGUUGAAGACAUCGAAACAAGCUCUACUCAAGGAGAGUCAUCAGCUGAUGCUGUCUGCCACUAAUGUCAACUCACUCUUCCCAUUCAUCAGAGCCAUACUUCAAGAAGUGGGUGAGGAUGGUGUCCAGUUCUGUGUGGAGCUCUGUGCGAAUGCCCUGGACUCUUGUCUUCCCUGUGAUGUCCUCACCAAGUCCCUCAUCUACAAAACCAUUGCUGGCCUGCUACCCAACGAUCUGGAGGUUUGCCGGGCAUGCGCUCUCCUCGUCUUUUUCCUGGAGCGAACUGUUGAAUCCUACAAGGUCGUGUACCUUCUCUACAUGCAUCCCGAUCAGGAGUACCACGUGGAGCACAGCCCCAUUGGAAAUCAUGUUCGCUUCGAAACCCUCCAGAUCUUGAAGAAGGAUCUAUACUUUGACCCAGAGUUUUGGAACCUCAUUGCAUUGCGGACCAACUGUUUGAAACUGAUGAGUGAGAAGGUGGUCAGUGCUGCCCUCGAAGAAAUCAUGGACGACAAAUGGAUCUCUAACUACUUUGCCAAAGAGCCCACACUCCGAUCAAGAGCGUCAGCAUGCCAGAGAGGAAGUAAAAAUGCACUUCAGGGGAAGAAGCGGCACAGUAAAGAGGAUACUGACACCACAGGCAAAAGACUGAAGGUGGGUUCUGGAAAAACAGGACUAAAUGUUGAUUAUGCUGUAAAGAAGAAAGGUUCACGGGCGUUGAAGGAAGCGUCUUCGGGACCUUUGAGGCGCUCAUUGUGGCAGUUGGACAGAAUACAGGAGAGUGGAGAACACAGACGAACUACACGGCUGUCAGAGAAGAACCCGCCUAAACGGAGGAUCAGAAGGCCCAAGUGGCUCCUGGAAGACUCAGGAACUCUUGAGGAGAAUAACAUUCCUUUGAGGAUGAAAAACAUGAAAAGCAUCAAUCAUCUGUCAUGAGGAGGUCUGAAGCUAGUCAGAUCAAGAACAAACACAAACCUUCAGUGACCUCUCAUUUGAAGGUAAAGGAGAACAACAACAACAAGCACCACAAAGGUUCUUUGGACUGUAAUAAACCAUCCCCACCUGCACAAGUAAUUCUGGAGCUCUCCCUACCAGACAAUGAGCUGCUGGGUACGUUUACUGAGGAUGCUUGCAACAGACAAAGAGGGUUUCCUCAAGUGCUUCUUUACAAACCUACAGUGAAGAUUCCUGCCACGUUAGAACCUGUAAAAUCUGUACAUCGCAAAGAGGUGGUUCUUCGAGCACGGGAUGCAGCUAUGUUUAUCCAACAGCUGCAUUGUUAUGCACGGAGGCAAAAAGGAAAAGGCAAUGGGUCUAAUGUUCAGAGCUCAGUUUCAACAAUCACACGGUCAUCCAUGCAGGGAAGUCCUCCGAAAGAUCCACCGAGAGAGGAGAUGAAAGGCGGAGUUGUCCUUCGGCCAACAGCAGCAGCAGCUAGAGAUGCAGAAUCCCCAGUUAUAGAUAAAGUCCUUCAGACUCAAACUACAAAAGUAGUCACACGAAAGACUUUGUCAGCAAGAGAGCUCCCUGAAAAGUCUGCUGUUGAGAUGAAAGGAACUGUUGCUUCUCAGAGGUCAGCAGCAGCAAAGCUGACCAAGUCUCCACUAUUAAAUAAAAACCAUCAAGCUCAGAGCACAAAAGUUACUGCAGGGUCUGACGAAGUCAGAGUCUCAAAUGGAGAUGAGGUUCUUCAAUCUCAAACUGCUGCUUCUGCAGGAGUGCAAUGUGAAGAGCCUGCUGUGGAGAUGAAAGUCACCAUUGCUUCACAAUCCCAGGUUUUAGACAAGGUCUCGAAACAUCCAUCUGUGGAAGACGUUGCAAAAGCUGACGCUUCACAAACCUCCAUAGCAGACAAAAAUCAGAAGAAACUUACAGACAAAAUCCCUCUAAUCUCCAAUAAAGCUGCUGUUUCAAACUCUGGAGCUGCAGAUCCUGCUGUCUUACAGUCUCCCGAUACUACACUUAGAGGUGUGGAACAGGUUCAAAGGGGCAGAAAUUCCCUUCCAGUCAGUAACAGUGUUUCUGAAAUGGACGUCACAACCUCAGAGGGACAUGUGCCUUGUAAGAAUGACACAAGCCCUAGAAAAAUGUUGCAGUUCUGAGUAAAGUGUCGGAAACUGAGGCUCCCUAUACACCUGUAGAUCAGGGCGGUAUGAGCGACAUGUCUGCUCUGACAUUAGUAACAGAAAUGGUUACUGAACUUGCACCUGAACAGCUUUCUCGAGAUCUGGAGAAUGACAAGCAGCGGGCUCCAGGCGGCAGUGCCUCCAAAGACUCAAGAGUACGAAGUAAACCUAAAGUUCCUCAUAGAACACGGACGACCUCCAGCUGCUCUAUACAGGAACAGGAGGCAACUGAUGUGCAAGGAAAGAAAGUCAAAGACAGAAAUCAGGAUGUUGAUUCAAAUAUACCUGAGAACAGUGAGGUGAUGGAAACAGCACCAGAAUCUGAGGAAUCCAAAUUGGAAUACUGUUGUACCUUCUGCAACAAGGCCUUCAAGGGAAGUCGUGUUGUUGCACAUGCAAUGUUCCACUACCGAAAAGAUGAGUGCAUGUUCUGUGGGACGAUGUUCAAAGACGACCUCCUGGCCAUGAUGCACUUGUCUGAUCACAUAGAGAAGCUAAAGAGGAUCAAAGAGUCAACCGAUAGCCAAGCCCAAGAAAACAGGAUCUCUGACGCCAAAGAUAUCUCCACACCCAAACCUCUGCCAAAGCCAAGACCUCAAGUAUGUCUUCUGGGUGUCGGAGUAGGGGGAGACCGAAGAAAUCCGAUAUCUGUCCGAAAUCAGUCACCCCGCCAGAUUCGAGUCCUUCUGAAUCCAGAAAAUUGAGAUCGAAGGACAAGCCAGUGGAGGGAUUGUAUUUACAAGAAACACAGAACGGUUCAAAGCACCUUAAUAGUAAAACUGCUGUUCACAAGGUAAAUGGGCAUAUUGGCAACAAGAAAGAAUUUGAGAGAUCGAAGAAGGCUUUGCAGCAUGAGGUUUCUCAAGGAAAAGUGAGUGGUGGAGCUGUGAAUCCCAGGUUGCAAGAAAAGAUAGAGAGAGAUUCUUCUGCAACAUCGGUCCAGGGAAAGAAAAAAUUGCUUCUUCGACAGAAGAAAAAAUUAAGGAGACUGAGUCUCUGCAGGCUCUGAAGGCAGCCACAAAACAAAAUGGGAAAGUUGAGAAAAAUGUGGAACCACAAGAGAAAGUUUGUUGUCCUGCAGAUGGAUGCUCUUGGUUUACAGACCUGUCAAAGAACCGUGUCGCCCUCCUGUACCAUGCCCUCGAAGACCACUACGGGGAGGUCAAACCUUUAGAGCUGGCGUUUCGUGUUGGAAACAGCAGAUGCAGUAUUUGCAUGAGGGUUCUAUGGAGCUUUGAACAUUUUCAGCAUCAUGUUGAAAGACACAGACUCACUCCUCGGCAUCCUUGCCUUCAUCGAGGUUGUACUUCCAGAUUCAAAAACGGAAUGGAAAUGAGACGCCAUGCCAGGAAGCACAGUCCACUGCAGGCAGUGUGCUGCCUCCCUGGAUGUUCUAAACUAUUUAUUUGUCUUUGGGCACUGAACCUUCAUGAAAGAGAGCAUUAUGCUUCCAAAUCAACUAAACCAGACACAAACACAAAUGUGCAAACAAGUGACAAACAUAUUACCACACCAUUUGGGAAGAAACACCAUCCAAGUUCAAAUGAGACUCGCACUGCCACUUCUGUUGAUAAGACUGAGAGGGUAAAAGCUGCUUGGAAGUCAAAAGAACAGACUAUUCAUGGCUCGCAAGGAGGCGAGCAUCCAAAGGCUCCUCCUCUCUCCACUCCAGCAUCUUUGAUAAAACAAGAGUUAAAAGAGAGAAAUAAGAGCAAGGAUUCAAAUGUAUUGAAGAAUCUCUCCAACAAGGACACUUCUGCAAAGCCUACUGGUCCUCAUCUUAGGUUAAGGCAAACUUUAAGAAAAGAGCAGGUAACAGACACAACCGUGGCACCUCCCAAAAUUCACAGUGUUAUCUCAUCGUCACUGUUAAAACACAGCAGCAAACUGAGGCAGAAGUUUAAGAAGAAGAAGCAGGUCCAGGUCAACACAAAAGGUCUGAAAAGAAGAGGACGCCCUCCAAAAUCUCACAAAGUAGUGGACGAUGAAAACUCUACUGAAACUCUGAAGGAAAAAACUACCCUGCAGAAGAGUCAGAAGAGCCCUGUUCAGUCUUCUCCCACAGGAACAGUUGAGAAUGCAACAGCAAGUAAAAGGUUAAAAGUAGAAGAGAAGAGUCGGCAGCUUCAAAGUGUAGCCAAAACUGCAUCCAAUAAAUCAAAGUCCAAGAACUCAGUCAGCAAGCAGAUUAAAAGGAAUAAUGUUAAGCAAAAAGGGAUCUCACAUGAUGCUCCAUCAAACACUUUAGAACAGUCCAACACGGAGCCCAAAACACAGAAGUUAAAUGCUGCUAAAGUUAAGAAAAUGCACAAAAAUGAAACUCCCUCUGCACCUUCAGACUCCAGCAAAUCGGAGAAGCACAACAUGGCAAACAGUAAAGUCAACAAAAAGACAACCAGGAAUAUUCACCUGAAGCAAGAAGCAGACGUCCCAUCAGUUGCCAUGUCCAAAUCCGCUGUUGAACAAGUUGAGGGCAAUGGAGAAGCAGUGGAACGUUCUGCUGACAACGAGGUAAAAGUAAAGGUAGAAAACACAGACUCAACACAAAAUAACUCCGGUAACUCUGAUUUAUCUGUCCCGGUCAACAGCCUAAAUGUCCCAGCUGCAACAGAGAAAAUGCACUCAGUGAAGAAAGAAAAAAAGUCAAAGAAGUUGAACGUCACAGAAAAAGGGAAGAAUGCUCCUUCAAACUCAGGCAUGGCAAUUAAGAAGCAUAAAGACCCUCAUAAAAAGGAGGACAGAAAGUCUGUCAAGAAAAAGCGGCCAUGCAAAGAUGAAGGCAAAGCGUCUGAAUCGAAAAAGAGGGAAAAAUGUGACGUCCAACAACAGAGCGAGACCAAAGAGGCAGCAGCAUUAGUAAAGAACGCUCUUAAUGAGGAUGGAAAAGGACAAAAGGAAGCUUCAGAUAACUCGGGUCCCUCCGUGCCUGCUGUCUCUAAUACCAUAAAUGACACCCCUGAAAAUAGCACACAGAAGGCAAUGAAGAAGAAAAAGUCACCGAAAAUGAAUGUGACAAAAACGACAGACCAGAGCAAAGCAAAUAAGAAGCGCAAGGAUGUUCAUAAAGACGAUGGUGCAAAGAUCAUCAAGAAACAACACAAAGAUGGUCGUGGCCCAUCAGCAUCUAAGACACCUGAAGUCCAACCGCUUACUGAGGUCAAAGCAGAAGCAGCAGGGAGCUCUGAAGGCGACAAAGCUGCAGCAGAAACACCGCCAACUACAAUCAGUGGCCCCGGUUACUCUUUAAUAAAGAAUGGACAAGCCUUGAGUGGGGAUGGCAAAUCAACAGUGCAUGAAACUCUUGCACAGUACAGUAAGAAGCCAUACAUGCGUCUGCCGCCUACAGCGUACCUGGAUGAGAAGUACAUCACCAUGCCAAAAAGACGGAAGGAGAUGCUGUUUUUCGAGCCAUCUCAGAGAAGCGCUGCUCCUGAACUGGCCUCUGUGAUGGCGGCUCUGCAGAGACAACGAUGUGCCAACUGUUUCGCUACCUUCAACACUGCUGAGGAGCUGCAGAGUCACCUCCAGCGGCAGAAGUGCUCCAACGUCUUUGGAUUUGACUCUGACGACGAAGGGGACAGCUUGUUCAAUUAAGUGAACUGAGGUUUUGAAUUACCUAACAGACUGACCUGUGGACCAGCUUGGAGCUCCUGGAUGGAUUGUACCUCAACAGAUCAGUGACCUCUGGAUCACAUGUUCAUCGCUCUGGGCAAAAAAAUCAAGCGUUUGGGGAUGUAGACCGAAUAACUAAAAGGGUACCAGACUUUAGCUGCUGUAAAGCAAAGACCCGGGAAAAAUAAUAGCCCAUCAGCAGUCAGACUACUGAACUGAACCUGUCAGAUUGUUAGAAGGACAGCUCGUACUGAAGUGCCUGCUCUGGAACCUCCGUGCUGUUUUCCAGCCGCUUCGCCUGAUUUGGAGAUGGAGCAUCGUGGCUUAAAGACUGGACUCGAAAGCUGUGAAAAAUAAUUAACGCAAGACUACAAAGCUGCUCCUGCUCUCAUUAGGAUACAUAUUUUUCACAUCAGUAAGCCAUAAAAUGAAAUUGUUUGCUUUUUGCACUGUUCUCAUGAGAUUUUUCUGUUCAUUUGUUUCUCCUUAAACUCGAAGGGGUGGGGGUGCACAGCGGAAGUCGCAUCUGAAAGUUUGUGCUGUUUCUACACCCUAAGGUUAAAGACAUAAUUUAGACUGAGUCUAAAGUUGUAAGGUCGCUGUAUCAGUCUUCUUUGAGAAGCUUUUAAUGGAUAAAUCUUGUUUAAAUACUAAUUGUAUUUCUUUUAAUAAGUUCCCUAUGGGCUCAGUAGGCCUGUGCUGCUUGUCCUGACCAUAAGUAACCAGUAGGGGUCAGUGUGCACCAGUCUUUUACUUCCUGCUUCCACAACGGAACAUUAUUGUUUUCUCUUUUCGCAACAGAAACACACAGAGCUGCUACACUGCAUUUACUGCACUCAAGAAAUGGCUUCGCUUCCAAUUCCUUCUGGCAGACUGUCGUUCAUUUAGCAAUAACAGCUGCAACCCACAAAAUGUGCAUCCAGUUAAUUUAUCGCUGGGAUCCAUCAAUUAACCGUGUUCUCUUCAUUUGUCAGUGAAGCAGCUGACAUUCGGGUUCAUUUUAUAUAUUGUCACUUCCACAUAUUUUUUUCUAUCUUUACUGAACUGUUCCAAACAUUACGAUGUAUCUAUUAGAGUGAAUGUUCUCGUUCAGGAUUCCUUCAGAGAAAGUGUUACUGGGAGGCCGCACCAGUCUAUCGUGAGGAGCAGCAGGUUCUAUUUAUUUAUGUUUUAUUUUCUAUCUUUUGUAAAUAUUUGAAGAGUUUCAAUGGCCUAUUCUAUAAGGGGGAUGUUGGAGCUGGGUUUAUAUUUUGUUCUUGAAGAAAAAUAAAACUUAUUUCAAAUGGCA
Messenger RNA from Acanthochromis polyacanthus (spiny chromis), 8052 nucleotides. RefSeq names its product zinc finger protein 654-like. Bases 160 to 1962 code for a protein of 600 amino acids. The record is from RefSeq and is a predicted model, not a curated record. Gene Ontology annotation, molecular function: DNA binding; DNA-binding transcription factor activity, RNA polymerase II-specific. Lineage: Eukaryota; Metazoa; Chordata; Actinopteri; Pomacentridae. The transcript is spliced from 10 exons. Gene Ontology annotation, cellular component: nucleus. Gene Ontology annotation, biological process: regulation of transcription by RNA polymerase II.